This is a messenger RNA of Oryzias latipes (Japanese medaka), 3163 nucleotides long. It is a transcript of the gene sugct, whose product is annotated as succinyl-CoA:glutarate-CoA transferase. Gene Ontology annotation, molecular function: succinate-hydroxymethylglutarate CoA-transferase activity. Gene Ontology annotation, cellular component: mitochondrion. NCBI's taxonomy places the organism in Eukaryota, Metazoa, Chordata, Actinopteri, Beloniformes, Adrianichthyidae. The record is from RefSeq and is a predicted model, not a curated record.
AUUUUGAAAAGCAUGGCGCGGAAGUGUUUCUGGCUUCAAUCUAGCAACACAAAAUGUUCGCAGUUUUCGGAGGUUUUCAAAGCCGGACCGGGGCUCUCCGUCCGGCGGUCUUUAAAAAGCUGCUGCAGAGGGAUCAACCAGCGCGGGGUCCGAGCAGAGGCCGCUGGGUGUCGGUCUCAAACUCAGGAGGAGAAACAGUCCGGCCACUGGAGGGCAUCAAAGUGCUGGACCUGACCAGGGUUCUGGCUGGUCCAUUUGCUACCAUGAUCCUGGGAGACCUGGGGGCGGAGGUCAUUAAGGUGGAGAGACCAGGUGUGGGCGAUGAUACCAGAGCAUGGGGUCCUCCUUUUGUGGGCUCAGAGAGCGUCUACUUCCUGAGUAUCAACAGAAACAAGAAGAGUCUUGCUGUGGACCUGAAGAACCCUCGAGGAGCACAGGUGGUGCGGGAGCUUGCAGGAAUGUGUGAUGUCCUGGUGGAAAACUACCUUCCAGGGAAGCUCCAGGAGAUGGGUUUGGGAUUCGAUCAGCUGGGCGAGGUCAACCCUCAGCUCAUCUACUGCUCCAUAUCAGGUUACGGACAGACCGGUCCCCAGGCUCAGAGUCCGGGCUACGACUCCAUCGCCUCAGCGGUGUCCGGGAUGAUGCACAUCACGGGGCCAGAGGACGGGGAGCCGGUGCGUCCAGGUGUCGCCAUGACAGACCUGGCAACGGGGCUGUACGCUCACGGAGCCAUCAUGGCCGCCCUUCUGCAGCUACAAAAGACGGGUAGAGGAGGUCACAUCGACUGCAACCUGCUGUCCUCACAGGUGUCCUGCCUCAGCCACAUUGCUUCAAACUAUCUGAAUGCAGGAAAGGAGGCGAAGCGCUGGGGGACGGCCCAUGAGAGCAUCGUCCCAUACCAGGGCUUCAGGACCAAAGACGGACACAUUGUUGUAGCUGCAGGAAACGACAAGCAGUUUGUCCAAGUCUGUCAGGUUCUGGAGCUGAUAGAGCUUACCCAGGAUCCAAACUACAAAAGCAACAAGCUGAGAGUCAAGAACCGCAAAAAACUUUUACAGACACUGUCACAGAGAUUCCAGCAGGAGAAGACAGCUGAUUGGCUGAGGCGGUUUGAGGGUUCUAGUGUUCCUGUUGGACCAAUCAACAGCAUUCGAGAGGUCUUUUCAGAGCCACAGAUUCAAGCCUCUGCGCUACAGGCUGCUGUGCUGCGUGGUCGACUGGCUGCUCAUUCUGCUCGACUGCAUGACUACACUUCUGGUGCAUCGCACUGUUUUAGCAUUUCUGCUCAUAUCUAAAUCCUUAGUCUUCUUCCUUAUCUUGCUGUACUGCGGCAUGCGUGUUCUCUAUGUGCUGAAGCAGCCGGCACCUGGCGAUGGGGUGCACGGCGCCGAGAGCUGGAACAGCAUGAAGAAGAAGGCCUUCAAGGUGAUCAUGAUCACCCUGGUGUUCAACAGCAGCACACAGUUGUUGCAGCUCAGCCUGCUGGGCCCAGUGGUCCUGUAUGCCUCCUUAACUCUCAUCCUGCAAAUCACAUUGGUCAGCAUGAGCAUCAGCAUUAUCAGCAGCUUCAUCACACCUGUGCUGUACCUGCACAGAGCUGGAAAAUUGCCCUGCAUCAAGUUCUAAAGCUACGGGCACACCUGACACAUGACGCACAUUCAAGAACCUGCUAAACGCAGGUUCUUGAACGCACGUUUAGUCCAUGGUGUUCAAACUAAACAAGCAGGGAGGAUCUUCUUUUUCUUUUGCUAUUGUUUCCAAGCGCAUCUUUACUGGUUUGCCGGACAACUCGUUGUCCUCAGAGUCCCCCCACAGAGAAGAGAAAACAGAUUUCGUCAGCAUCCAAGUGUGAUUUUGUUCAGAAACCGCAGUUUGAAUUGUGCGAGUUAAAGCUGCUUCAAACUUCCAGAUAGGUUUAGGUCUUACGGUUCCAGAAUGUUAUUCAUGUCAUGAGCCGCAAACAUGAAGAAACCUCAUCAGGGACGGCUGGAUUUCUGCUUCCAAUACCUCUGAGAGCGCUGGCGGGCAGAGAGGAGCGAAAACGCUGCCGUAUUAACAGCAAGCUUUGAUUCUGGAGGUCAAACAGAGAGCAGCAGGUUCAGAUCUUUAUCCCUCUCGCCACUACUCCUCCUCCUCACCUUGAUGUUGCUGUAACAUGAUGUAACAGGGGGCCGGAUGGCUCCCCCGGGUGCUGCUCAGUUGACUUAAUUCUCUGCCACAGUCACUUCAAAGACUCCAGGAGGGAGGUAGAGGAGGCGUUAAAUAGUGGAGCAAAGAUUUGAUAACCUAACUCACUGACAGAGUUUUAACUCACUCAUCAUUGAAGAAUAGAUUUAAGCCUCUGAAGAUGAAGAAAUCAUUUUCAGAAACCGCACGCCAGCAGUUAGACUUGUCCCUCGACCUGCAGCUCAGUGCUCCAGCCGAUGGACUUAGACUCCGUCUGUUGAUUUUUCUGCUUCAUUGAUGGGAGCAAACAUUUACACAGAGUUGAGAAACUGUGCUGAGGCUGCUCCACUUUAGUCCAGAGUCCUCCAUCCUCCAUAGAUUGACAGGUAUCACUAAAGUGGUCCUUUUUGCCAGAUGCCAGGACCAUCAUUACAUUUAUCCUUUUAGCUGUUCUUCCAGAAAAUCGCACAGCAGAAUCUCAUUUAGGGUCAGUUAUAAAAAAACAUACCGCUCACUUAAUUGAAAAUGUACUUUAAUACAACCACAGCUGGAACAAAGCACUGCAAAAUAAACCACAUGGAAAAAAGCUGCUGAUCAAAACAGAGGAAAGAAUAACUGCAGUCUCAUUCUGGUGUUAAAAAUUUGUUGUAAAAAUGGGUUUCAUGUUGUGUUUUACUUCAGGACAGAGUAGGCGUUUGUCAAACCGCUGUAGUUGAGUGUUCCACAGCUUUGAUCCAUGAACCUGUAGCAGAAGCUGAUCAGUUGAGCAUAUGCAGUUAGUAACAAAUAUCUGUUAAGAUUUACUUUUAUCCAGGAUAGUUCUAUAGCAGAAAACUAGACUAAGUUUUUUUUUUUAAGUUAAACACCUCUUACCCAAGAGUUUAUCGAUCUUCUAUACCCUGUAAUGCAUUGAUUUGAAGACUCACUUUGAUGAAAAUGGUGUUUUUGGUGUUUUUAACAUGUUCUUGUAGCAUUUCUCUGAUAAUGGAGGACAUAU